AUGCAUGGAAAGCUCAAAAAGGUUUCAUUCUACGUGCUUGAAAUUUCCCAGUUAGAGCAAAUCCAUUUGUACUACUUUGAUGCCUCAUGCAAGUACGGAUAUUGUUGUUGGACAUCGCACACGGCCACGCUGAGCACCAAUCUGUUGAUGAGUCGAGGAUCGAAAACGACGACGAGCGGCGUAGAUAAGGUGGAAGGCGAGGCUAAGGGCACAGAGAGGUCAACGAUCAUCUCUGUGCAUUUGUUGGUCGAGGUCGCAUCUUCGACCAUCCUUCGGUUCAAUGCGGAGGUGGACUCCAGUUGGAUGCACGUCUUGAAAUGCAGACAACAAUACCAAGUUGCUCCUUUGAUUGUACAUGAAUUAGAGGUAACUGUUGACCUAUUUGUCUUGUCCUUACAAGGAUUUGAUGGUGUACUUGGAGUUUCGGGCCUGAAGGGGACCAAUUACUAG
Molecule: messenger RNA, 450 nt
Organism: Linum trigynum
Lineage: Eukaryota; Viridiplantae; Streptophyta; Magnoliopsida; Malpighiales; Linaceae
Source: the annotation of a GenBank genome assembly